AUGGACGUGGCACUUAGCCGCAAACGGUCGCGCCUCACGCUCGACGACGCCGAAGAAGAGGGUAGAGAACAGCUGCGGAGAGAGCCGUCGCCUGCGCCUGCACUCGGGGAUGUGUUGAAGAGAUCAAGGACUCACUGCGAAUUGGAAGAGCUAGAUGUGAUAGACGCUGCAGAAGCCUGGAAUGUGGACGUGCAGGCCAUUCUGGCCAGCAACACGCUCGCGACGCCGACAGAUAGUAGAUUGGUGCCGUAUGACAAUUGGGCCAGAUAUAGGAAGGAUGAGUCUAUAGUGGUCCUCUGUAUACAGGGUAAUGUCCAGGUACACUAUGAAUUACUCUGUGCCGCACUACCAGACCUCCUUACCCUCUCGCCCUCCCUCCAAGCAUCCGUCCUAUGCCACGAUCCCUCGACUCACAGACUUUCUCCAUCCGCGCCCUUCUCGCUCCCCCUCAUACAAGCCGCGACGCCUUCGAACAACCACUUUGUCCGCCUAGGUCUUCUACACCCUCUUGGCGGAGGAAAGUUCCCAUUGGAUGCGCUGGUCGUGCUAGAUGGAAAAGGGAGGAGGAGAUUGGUGUUGCCGGUUGGUUGGGGUGCGGGGAAGCAUGUGGAUACGCCUGCAGGACGAAGCAUACAAGUACGGUUCAUGGCUCUAUUGAAAGCAUGUGUAGAGAGGCUAGAGAAGGAGUGA
Molecule: messenger RNA, 690 nt
Organism: Pyrenophora tritici-repentis Pt-1C-BFP
Lineage: Eukaryota; Fungi; Ascomycota; Dothideomycetes; Pleosporales; Pleosporaceae
Source: RefSeq, a predicted model, not a curated record